AUGAGUUAUCAACAAGACAUGUAUCACGACGCCGCGCGCUCCCCUGGUUCCCAGCGACACCAACAACCUCUGCAUCGUCAACCCUCUCGUCAGUUCGACGCUUACGGCGCCAUGCCCAACAACCUCUACGAGGAUCCGAUGCGUUAUGAAUCUGCUCGCCUCGAACGGUUGAAUCCGUCCAUCCAGAACAACUACGGUUACGAUAUUUCCGGCUCCCAGACAUGGAAUCCCAAUGGCUUUGCGAACGCACAAACCCUCGGGGGGAUUCGGUCGGCAUCCGCCAGUCUGAAGCCUAACGCUCGUGGCCGCACUGGCCUGCCUACGACUUGGUUGGAUCAACAGCCAAACAUGCCCCAGGCCUUUUCCAACUUGGGACCGGGUCCCAUCCAAAGCAGCGCGAUGCGACCGGAGCCGUCGGCGUCAUCGGCCGACGAUGAUGAAUUGAUCCCAACUGCGAUCGUCAUCAAGAACAUUCCCUUUGCCGUGAAGAAGGAGCAGCUGGUUCAGCUGAUGACUGAACUGAACCUGCCCCUGCCCUACGCCUUCAACUACCACUUUGACAACGGGGUGUUCCGUGGACUCGCCUUCGCCAACUUCACAUCCGCCGAAGAGACAGCCACUGUGAUCGAGGUGCUCAACCACUUUGAGCUGCAGGGACGGAAAUUGCGGGUCGAAUACAAGAAGAUGCUGCCUCUGCAGGAGCGGGAACGGAUCGAACGCGAGAAGAGGGAGCGACGUGGCCAGUUGGAGGAGCAGCACCGCCCGAUGGGCGGAGGCCCCCAGCUCCAGACCCAGAGCUCCAUGUCGUCCCUCACCUCCCACAUCCCUGCGACUUCGCCUUCUCCUGUGUCGCAGCGCGGCCAGAAAAUCGAUGUGGACUUGAACGACACCCAGACCCUCUCCUACUACUCCCAGCUCCUCCUGUUCAAGGAGGAUACCGUUCGCGAUUCCGUGAUUUUCCCCCACAACCUUACCCCGUCUCAGCGUCGCACGGUUCACACCCUGGCCCACAACAUGGGCUUGGGCCACGCCUCCCGCGGCAGUGGUGAGCAGCGCCAGGUGCAGGUCUUCAAGAUUCCUGCCGGAGCCAACGUUAGCCCACCCAUGUCCUCCAUCCCGUCCUCGGGACAGUCUGACAGUGGCCGCCGCGGACUGAACCGCGCAGCCACCAUCGACUUCAGCGAGGCUCGCCAGGAAGCCGGACAGGGCGCGUUCAACACCCUGCGUAACCAGAACUCUGGUUUCCUGGGUGUGAUGGACUCCCCUAACAACUUCGCCAACGGCCAGAACCUGCGCGCUGCCAAGUCCUUUGCCGACUUGCGCUCCUACACCCCUUCCCCCGCGCCCUCCUCCGCCAGCUUCCCCGCUGCCAUGCAGACCAACGGCGCCCGACUCCCCUACGAGGGCGCGCAGACCACAAACUCCAACACCCCCACGCUGACCCCUGCCCAGUCCGGCUCCUCUCUUGGCAUGCAGCGUGACGACAACCUGCUGGUCAACAGCCUGGGAGGUCUCUCCCUCGGCACUGGUAUCGGUGGCCCCAACUCCAGCCCCCGUCGCCUGCGAGGCAUGUUCUCCUGGGAGCAGGAGAGCCAACCCUCCAACGCCGGUGCUAUUGGUAGCAACCGCGGCAUGGGUAUGGGCUACGAAGGCCAGCAGGAGCGCAUGCCUGUCCGCCAGCCCCGCGGCCCGACCCCGGACAAGGGCACUGGCUUUCGCCGCCAAAACGGCCACCAAGCACGCGGAAGCGAUGAACUCCGCACCAACUCCGGAGUAGAAAUCAUCGUGGAGUAA
Penicillium olsonii is the source of this 1794-nucleotide messenger RNA. NCBI's taxonomy places the organism in Eukaryota, Fungi, Ascomycota, Eurotiomycetes, Eurotiales, Aspergillaceae. The record is from the annotation of a GenBank genome assembly.